AACAAACUCCCGCAUUUCACUCACCUAAAAUGAACAGAAGCUGCGCCAGUUGCGCUACAUCAAAGGUCCGAUGCGAUCUCGACAAGAAGGGUCUUCCAUGCUCGCGAUGCCAGCAGAAGAAUUUGUCCUGCGUGCAAGCUGGGAGGAAGAAACGCAUGAGGAAAACGACGUCUAGCAGCAUCAGUUCGAACCCAUCGCCUGAGGUGAUUACCCAGCAAAAUGAACAGCAGCUACCGCUCGAUCAAAAUGUCGGUUGGCCAUUCUUCGACACCUCAUCCUUUGGUGAGAUCGACUUUCUGUCACAGCUUGUCGACAUUGAGAGCAUGGUUGACAUGAGCAAUUGGACAUGGAGUCCUAGCGAUAUGACAUCGACCAUCGGCGACAAUACAUUGCCUGACAAUAAUGAUCCCUGGACAGGUGCAAGAACAAAUGACGGAUUCAUCUGCCCAGAUAACUUCCGACUUCCAGCCGACUUCCUUCUUGAGCUUGAUGGCCCAGAGACCAUUCCUGUGCAUCGUCUUGAGACGCUGGCCAGGCUCUUCUUCUCGCACUUUCACCCUUCACUUCCUCUAUUGCAUAUUCCAACGUUCUGUCUGGCUUCAUCACCUUCUUUUCUCAUUCGAGCAAUUUGCUUCAUUGGUGCUGGCUUUGAUAAAGAUCCUACUUCUACAGCGGAAGCGAAGUUACUCUACGGCUCUCUUCCAUCACAGCUGGCUAAGUCCUGUCUUCGCUCAAACGGAAGCUCGCCAAACUUUCAAGAGCUACAAGCUUUGGUACUGCUACAAUUUGCUGCUAUGGCGAAUGGAGGAAGUGCCGAAAGAGCUGCGUCGAGGCUAAUACACCCUCUGCUUGUCGCGGCAAUACGCCACGAAGGUCUUCUCAAGGUUCACGGCGAAUGUACCAAAGCUACACGCAAUGCAUAUUUUUGGACAUCCUGGAUACAGAAAGAGUCGAAUAAACGAGUGCUAUGGGGCGUGUAUGCAGUCGACUGCUACCAAUCGAUACUUUGUGGCAGUAAGCCCAUCCUAUCCCCGACAGAUACGAGGGCAUCGUUCCCAUGCGACGAUGCCAGCUGGACGGCUUGCUCUGCAUCUCUAUGGGCUUCAUUACCAGCUCAAGAUCCUUCUAGCUGUUUCCUGACCUCCGUUAAAGGCCUCAUGGUAGGCCAUGCUCCUGCUGAGACAAAUCUGACUGAUUUUGGGAUGAAUCUUUUGAUCUUAGCAGUCAACUCGCUUUUGGUCGAAGCUCAAACUUCAAUAUUACCUGUCGAUACUUCAGCUCUGGACUUGGCACUACAGACUUGGUAUGCAUCUUGGCAACAAUAUCAAGCGCAGCCUCGGAGCCUUUGUGCCAGAACAGCAACCUCUAUCCUUAUUACGAAUAGCCUGUCUUUAUAUCGCUUGGGAGUCCACUUUAUCAGAAAUGGGCGGCCUGUACUGGAUGAAAAGGCUUAUCUGGAAAGGUCGACUGACACUCGGAACCCUCUCAUUAUCAAAGAGCAAGUGUAUCAAGACGAAAUGAUGAAAUAUGUAAGGAGAGUCCUUAAUGUGUUUGAAGAAGCAUAAUUCCAGAAUCUUGGACUUGGAUAGAGUGAGAUGAAACCAUAAGAUUCUGACAUUAAUGUCCUCAACGUCAAGCAGCCCUACUAUAAUUCAACGCCAUAGCCAAUAGCUCCGUGCUGACGCUCGUUCUUCCGAAUAAUAUUAAAUACAGUGGUGUGCC
Molecule: messenger RNA, 1722 nt
Organism: Fusarium redolens
Lineage: Eukaryota; Fungi; Ascomycota; Sordariomycetes; Hypocreales; Nectriaceae
Product: fungal-specific transcription factor domain-containing protein
Exons: 1
Coding region: 30-1565 (511 amino acids)
Biological process (GO): DNA-templated transcription; regulation of transcription by RNA polymerase II
Cellular component (GO): chromatin
Molecular function (GO): DNA-binding transcription factor activity, RNA polymerase II-specific; RNA polymerase II cis-regulatory region sequence-specific DNA binding; zinc ion binding
Source: RefSeq, a predicted model, not a curated record